Molecule: messenger RNA, 1463 nt
Organism: Musa acuminata AAA Group (dessert banana)
Lineage: Eukaryota; Viridiplantae; Streptophyta; Magnoliopsida; Zingiberales; Musaceae
Product: VQ motif-containing protein 9
Exons: 1
Coding region: 312-1247 (311 amino acids)
Source: RefSeq, a predicted model, not a curated record
CCAUUGAAUGUAAAUGAAGUGGGUUGGAUCGUUGUUGAUCUGAGAUGAAGUAGCUAACAGGGUUUGGACUCAGCACCCCCAUGGAAUGAAUGGGGAAGAUGAGGUCUUUGUCUCUCUGCAGAACAGACGCGAUUGAUUCCUUUCAAAUCUUUUCAUAUGGCGAGUGACACACAGGAGAGAAAUGGGUUUAAUGAGCAUGUGCUGUCGCUUGUCAGUGUGCUCAAGCUAUUGUUAUUAUAUGACCCAACACCGCCGUUUCCACACACAAAAGCCAGGAAAGAAGAUUCAAACGCCCUUUCAGUUUGCAGAUAAUGAUGGAGAAAGCCUGUCAUUCCGCUGCUAAUCUCUCCUCCUCCUCAUCCUCCAUCUCCACCACCACCUCCGCCUCCUCCUCCUCCUCCUCCACCACCACCGUCAUCGCUGCGGAUGAUCACUCUUUGACUCCUGCUGCGGCUGCUGAUGCUUGUACUGCUGGCGGCGGUGGCAGCAGCAGCUCGGCCAGCAACACCAAGACAAGCAGCAAUAGCUCACUUAGGUCACUCAACAGAGCCUCCUACAAGAUCUCCAAACCGCUAACCAGAAGCCCUAAUCCUGCAGCUGCAUCGACUGCUGCUGCUGCUCCGGGUCCGGCGGCGGCGGCGGCGGCGACGGGGGCGAGCGUUGGUAGCGGCGGGGGAGCUCCGCCGUACCAGCCGCAGCCGCCGGUGUACAACAUCGACAAGAACAACUUCCGCGACAUCGUCCAGAAGCUCACCGGGUCGCCUGCGCACCAUCAGACCCGUCCCCCGCCUGCGGAGCUGCCGCCGCCACGUCCCCCCCUUGCCGUCCCACCCGUGGCCACGUCUGUCGCCGCCGCCCCGACCUCCCGCCUCCACCGCAUACGCCCGCCGCCGCUAGCCCACCUCGCCCCCCGCCUUCCGGCCCUCGCCCCGCCUCCGCCCCUGCCUGCCGUGGAACCCUGGACGCGGCCCCCGCUGUCACCUCUCCCACCACUCCCGACCGUCAGCGCCGCGGCAGAGUCACCGAUCUCGGCCUACAUGCGUCGCCUCCGCGGCGGUGGCGGCCUUCCGUGCCUGGCCCCAUCUCCAGCAGUUGCGCCGGCGCUGCCGCCGCCGAGCUCGCCGCUAGGUUUCGGAUGCCUGCUGUCGCCACGGACGGCGUACCAGAUGAUGAUGGCUGCGCCGGGGUUGGGGCUGCCGACCUCUCCAGGGGUACAGCUGCCGAGCCCGAGGUUGGGAGAUCCCUGAAGCAGAUGACUCACAUCGUUUCGUGCUCGUUACCGGUCGUCAAGGUACUCCAUGUCUUAGCCGGAGGUGCGCCGCAGUUGCAAAUUGUUAUGUGAUUUCAUAUGCUUUUUAUGUACAUCAAAACACACCUGCUUUGAUCAGCAUUGGUGUGAGGGGCAGAAAUACAUACAUGUCCUCGAUGCCAACCAACAUGAUUAUAUGUUAGGUUUGAUUCCA